UACAGAACACUUUGUUGGAUGAUCCCAGCCCUAAAACAAGGGAUAUGGAAACAGGAGGAUAUCCAUGCAAGUGCGACACGCUGAUUGAGACCGGCUGAACGAGACGGGGACAAACAGACGGCUGGCGAGAGGCGCAGGAACAGGAACUGUAACAGAAAGACAAGGGACUAUAAGGAAAAUGUGCAGAGGAAGAAAUUUAAGGACGUCAGCAGCGCUUGUAAACUUAUUAGCGAAAUGCACGAAGUCAACAAACGGACAGGCGGCAGUCCUUGCGAAGGACAAGGAAUCGGAAAAUCGGGAAAACCUCGUGCCGCAAAAACAACGAGCUCAACGUCAAAACAAGCAGCAGCAACAUCCACAGCAGUAUCCGCAGAUGAUGCAGCAGCAGCAGCAGCAGCAGCAGCAGCAGCGACAGGAGCAACAUCAGGAGCAGCAUAAUCAGCGCCAGCAACAAGGACGUCAAAUAGAGCAAAUGGCAAUGGGGACAAAUGCAGAGGCGGCGGCUGCCAAGAAGCACAAACACCAGACCAAACCGACAGACUCCGAAUGCGAAGGCAAACACAAACACAAACGGAAUCGCAAUAAUGUUGCCGGCGUACAGCAGCAUGUCCUGCGGUUGAAGUUGGAGCUGCAGUUGCUUCUGUGCGCCCUGUUGCCGACUGCCUUGCUCCUGGGGCUGCUGCCCCUGCCACCGGGCGCCGCAGCCACGGCCAUGAUCUCCAGUGCCAAAGGCUCUGUACGUGAGCUUCUCUUAACCGAGAUGGGCGGAGGGGGAGUCGGGGUCGGAGUUGGCGGCUCCUCCGGCGGAGCAGCACACCCGGCGGGCGGUGGUCCUGGCACAGGACUCGCCGGGGGAGACGGAGGAGGUGCGGCUGGCAUCGAGUGCCCCAGCUUCGACAACACCGCCUGUCCCUGCUACAAGUUCGAGGAUGGACUAUUCCUGGAGUGCCCCGGCACGACGGCGAUAUCGCUGCGCUCAACACUCGAGAGAAUAUCGGCGCCGAUCCACUCGCUGUCCAUCUACGACUUUGACCGUUCGGUGACGUCACUAUCGCAGGACGUCUUCCAGCCGGGCGUCCAUAUCAGGCACCUGCAGUUCUCCCAUUCGCACCUGGAGGCUCUCAAGGACAACAGCCUGCGCAACGUACGCUCGAGCCUGGAAUCGCUCAGCAUUGUCAAUGGGAAACUAACGCAGAUGCCAUCACGUGCUUUAAGCUCGAUGCAAAAGCUGACGGCCCUUGAUUUUGACUACAACGAGAUCGUGCGGGUGGAUGACUACAGCUUCUACGGGCUGCGGAUCUCCAAGCUGAAUAUGAAGGGCAACCGGCUGCAGGGAAUGCCGGAGCACGCCUUUGCCGGGCUGGAGGAGUGCAUGCAGGAGAUAGACGUCUCAGAAAAUGGACUGCGCACCUUUCCACUGAUGGCUCUCCGAAAACUGGACCACCUGCGAAUUUUGAGGCUCUCAAACAACCGGAUACCCACCUUCUACGGGGACAUCCAGUUGGCCACAAACAAUGCGUCGGCAGCGGCGGCUGCAGUAGGUGCGUUCCAGCUGCCUUCCUUAAUUUUUCUGGACCUGAGCUCCAAUCAGUUUGCCGAAAUCGGGCCCGACUGCUUCAGGGCCUUUCCUCAACUAAAAACUCUCUCCUUCUACGCCAAUCAGAUAGAGUUGGUUCAACCGGAGGCUUUCAAGAGCCUGCGUGAGCUCAUGUCCCUGGACAUGUCACACAACAGGAUUAUAGGAUUAGAUCCCAAGGUAUUCGAGAAGAACAAGCGAUUGCAAACGGUGGAUCUUAGCCACAAUCACAUACACACUAUUGGUGGGGUGUUUUCGAACUUACCUCAAUUAAGAGAGGUCUUCCUGAGUGAGAACAACAUCCUGGAGCUGCCGGCAGAUGCGUUUACCAACUCCACAAAUGUCGAUGUCAUUUACUUGGAGUCCAACGCCAUCGCCCACAUAGAUCCCAAUGUCUUUAGCACCCUGGUUAACCUAGAUCACCUGUACUUGAGGUCAAACUUUAUACCCCUCCUACCUGUUACCCUGUUUGACAAGAGCACCAAGCUUACAUCACUGUCCUUAGACAACAAUGAGAUCCAGGAUCUGGAGAUAGGCAUGUUCCGAAAGUUGGAGCACCUGAGGGAGGUGAGACUGCACAACAAUCGCAUCCGUCGGGUAAGAAGGGGCGUGUUUGAGCCCCUGCCCUCCCUCCAAGAGUUGCACAUCCAGAAGAACAGUAUUGAGGAUAUCGAACCGCAGGCGUUUCACACUUUGGAAAAUAUGCAGCACAUUAAUCUUCAGGAUAAUCAACUAACUGUACUCGAAGAUAUCUUUCCAGACGAAAAUUCCUCUCUACUUUCGGUGCAGCUAGAAGCCAACUACCUGCACAAAGUUCACCCCCGCACCUUUAGUCGGCAACAGAAGGUGCAAAUUAUGUGGCUAAAAGACAAUCAGUUGACCAGAGUGGAAAGGUCUUUCUUCGCUGAUACUCCUCAAUUGGGGAGGUUGUAUCUGAGCGACAAUAAAAUAAGAGAUAUAGAAAAGGACACUUUUGUAAACCUGUUACUACUGCAAUUCCUUGACUUAAGUGGCAAUCAACUGAGACAACUAAGAAGGGACUAUUUUGCACCGCUUCAAGAUCUUGAGGAACUUAGUCUAGCUCGAAAUCACAUAGAGGCCAUUGAAGGUUAUGCCUUUGCCAAGCUUAAGAAUCUGAAGUCUCUGGACCUUUCUCACAAUCCGCUGGUGCAACUAACACGGGAUAUUUUCAGCAAUGAAUUUCCCUUAAACUCCCUAAAUUUAGGAAAUUGUUCUCUAAGGAAACUGGAACAACAUGCGUUUAAAUCACUGACCAAUCUUAAUGAGCUCAAUCUGGAAAGAAACCAACUGAAUCCAGCGGAUAUUCAAACGCUGGAUAUACCAAAUCUCAGAAGACUUCUUUUGAGCCAUAACAACUUCAGCUAUGCCGGAUCUGUUGGCAUCAUGGCUGGAAUGUUAGAUAGACUCCGCUCUCUGCAGCAACUCUCUAUGUCUAAUUGUAGUUUGGGGCAAAUACCCGAUUUGCUCUUUGCCAAAAACACAAAUUUGGUAAGACUAGACCUGUGUGACAACCGACUGACCCAGAUCAAUCGGAAUAUCUUCAGUGGCCUUAAUGUGUUUAAGGAAUUGCGGCUCUGCAGAAAUGAACUUUCCGAUUUUCCGCAUAUAGCCCUCUAUAAUCUCAGCACUCUGGAAAGUCUGGAUCUAGCCCGAAACCAAUUGGCCUCGAUUGAUUUCUUUAAGCUAAGCGGAACCUUAAAUCUUAGGCAACUAAUCCUGAGAGACAAUAAGAUUACCGCCUUGAGUGGCUUUAAUGCCGUUAACCUAACCCAGUUGGACAGUGUGGACUUGAGUGGCAACCUGCUACUCUCCUUGCCGGCAAACUUCUUGCGUCAUUCGAUCAAUUUGCAGAAGGUUCACUUGUCCAACAAUCGAUUCCUGCAAAUACCCUCAUCAGCUUUGUCGGAUGUUUCCAUACCACGACUCUCAUGGUUGAACUUGACUGGCAACCCUAUUAAUCGGAUUUAUACUGUAAAGGAGGAGCGGUAUCCCUACCUAAAGGAACUCUACAUCUGUCAAACGAACCUUUCCAUACUCACGUCCAAGGAUUUCGAGGCCUUUCAGGCGUUGCAACACCUCCAUUUGGUGAACAACAGAAUUACCAGAAUUUCUCCGGGCGCCUUUAAAUCUCUGACCAAUCUGCUCACUCUGGACUUGAGUGUCAAUGAGUUGGAAAUGCUGCCCAAAGAGCGAUUGCAAGGACUUCGACUGCUACGUUUCCUCAAUAUUUCGCAUAAUACCCUUAAGGAUUUGGAGGAGUUUAGCGUCGAUCUUUUGGAGAUGCAAACUCUGGACCUGAGCUUUAACCAGCUGGAUCGUAUUUCAAAGAAGACCUUUAGAAAUCUUCACGGUCUGCUGGAACUGUUUCUUAUGGGCAAUCGAAUGACUGUUCUAUCAAACGACGCUUUCCGGUUCUUAAGAAAACUCCAUGUUCUGGAUCUGCGUAAAAAUUAUUUCGAGCUGGUGCCGUUGGAACCACUAAGGCCCCUGGAAACCAAUUUAAGAACCCUAAGACUGGAGGAGAAUCCACUGCAUUGCAGCUGUGACGCCCAGAAGCUCUGGGAAUGGCUGCGGGAUCACCGUAAAUGGUCGCUUUCCAUGGGCUCCGGCGCAGGACGAGGAAUAGGCGGACUGACCGGAGGUCUGGGCGGCGAUUCCAUUAAUUACCUAAGGUGCGAACACCCAACGGAGCUGCGGGGCAAGGUGUUCGGCCGUAUGGAGCCGCAGCAGUUUUGUGACGCGCCGCUAAUACCCAAAAUGGCCAUCCAGGACAUUCAGCCCUACUCGGUGGUCGUGUCCUGGCAGAGCCGCGACCAUUUGGGCCUCAACGGUUUUGAAAUUGUUUAUCAUGCCACUGGCGACGGGCUCGUUACGGCCGGAUCUCCAACGAGCCGUGAGCGGGACAGUCUCAGGGACAUUCACGACCCCGAAAGGCAGCGAACUCGGGACCAGGCACGAGAGCGUUCACGAGAGCGGGAUCGCGAUAGGGAGCGGGACAGAGAGCGGUUCUCCAUUGCCACCGAUGAGAUCCACGGCAAGCGGCUAAAUGGGACGGCCAGCUCGACCAAGCUAACCAAGCUGAGCCCCAAUACCCGCUAUCACAUCUGUGUCAUCGGGAGCGGUAAUUGGCUCUCGGAGCCGCUGGCGAACGCUCUGCAACGGCUUCAUACCAACGAGUCCUUGCGCGAGGAGGAGGCGGUGAUGAUGUCAGCUCCGCUGCCUGAGUCAUUUUCGCCUUAUCAGCAUCAGCACAACCGGAACUCCAAUGGCAACGCUAAUCCAGCCAUGGUCCAGGAUCACAACAAGAAGCAAAAUCCUGACCAGGACCUGGACAACGUAGUCGGUCAGGAUAACGCUCUGAUGGAGGUGCUGAAGAACUCUCACAUCUCCGCCUGCACAGAUGUCCAGACACUGGACUCCACGCCCAGCUUGGUCACCGACGAGAACGGUCUUUCCAGCAAUGGCUUCAUUCACUCCAUCCUGACCAGAAGGUUGGGACUGAUUGUGGGCUGCUGCCUGGGCAUCAUAGUGUUCAUCGUAAUGAUCUCGGUUUUGAGUUAUGUCAAGCUGAAGAAGAAGCGCAUCGAAAACGCCAAGCGGCAGGCUGCCUUGCCGCCAGAGUAUAUAUCAUACAGGCACUUCUCCAUACCCAAUGAGGAGCUGACCAGGACCGCUGCUAAUGCAGGCACAGUAGCGGCAGCAGCCGCUGCUAAUAAUUCACAUAACUCGAAUAAUUCGACCGACGAGGGUAGCUCUCCGCACAUGUCCAGUGUGCCCAGCGGCAUUAGUGCUCACAUUAGCGGGACCAGCCUCAGCACAGGUGGCACGGGCACCGGCUCUACAACCACUACGGCCACCACGCCCAUCGGAGGCGUGCCUCUGGGCAAGGCGGGAAGUACCCUUGUGGGCGUGGGUUUGGUGGUGGCCGACUCCUCUGUCGACGUAGGUUACGCCCACAACCACGCCCAUGCCCAUGCCCACCGCCACAUGGCUGCGGGCGUGGUGCUCAAUACAAACCACUUGAGCGUGUGUUAGUCUCACCUGCAGAAGGGUUAAGUACAGCUGUGUUCAUAAUAAUAGCAUUGCGAGGGAAACUAAGUAAUACAAAGGUAUUUUUUCAUGUCCCUUAUCGGAAUCGACUUUUUAUUCCACUUAUUUGUGUAAAAUGGAUAAAUAGGGAAAAAAGAAUAUCCCGUUAGUUUUUCAUGCAAUCGUUUUCUUAUUUACAUUCUUGAGUAAAAUCACAACUUUUAAGCUGUUAGCAGUGUCUGGUUUUGACCAACUUAAAGUCCCGAAAUUAUCAAUACAAUAUUUUCUAAAACGUGAGUUUGGUUAGAUAAUUCGUAUUUUUAAAAGGGCAAUAAGUUAAAAAAAUUAUAUUUUAGUGGGUAGAGGACAGCACUGCUCCCAGGAGAAAAGAAUGUUAAUUCUUUAGCUAAGAAAUUAAGGACAAACAUAUAAUGACAUUUAAAAAACCCUUGAAUGUUCUGCCAAAAUGGUAUCCAAUGCCAUUAAAUAUGAAUGGAAGCCCGAAAGCCGUGGUAGCAAAUGUAAAACCACAGUUAUAGAGGAUCGAUGCAUAGUUCGUUAGAGCAAAGCCUAUCCUUUUGCAUCCUCUAGGGACAUAAAGUCUAAGCUGAACUUGGGAAUCAUGGACGUUACUAUUCGGAGACGACUACUGAAUCAAAAUUUCAGUGCGAGGAGUCCACGAAAGGUUUCCCUACUUAGCCGAAGGCAUAUUAAGGCAAGGUUAAGCUUCGCUAAAACCUAUCUAAUCUAAUCUAAUCUACCUAAUCUGGCCAGUCUCCAAAUGGCGAAAUAUCCUUUGGACUGAUAAUUCAAAAACAGUGCUAUUUGGUGGAACUGGUUCACUACAGUAUAUCUGACGACCUUCAAACACGGAGUACCACCCAAAACACCCACUGAAGACUUUCAAUCACGGUGGACCUAAAAUCCUGGUAUGGGUUUGUUUUUUUUUUACAAUGGUAUGAGUCCAUAACAUAUGAUUUAUGGUAUUAUAGACCAAAACGCAUAUGUAAAUGUCUUACUAUCAUAUUCUGAAUAUAAUAUGAACCGUUUCGGUAAUGAACCGAAACGCAGAAGCAAAUCGGCUAAGAAUAGGUUCACCUAAAAUAGAAUAGAUGCAGUGCCGUGGGCAGCACCAUCAUCCGAUUUAAACCCGAUUAAAAACCUGUGGGGGGACAUAAAACAAUAAAUGUUGGCAAGUUGUGCAGGAUGCAUGGGCAAAACUUCCUCCCAAAUGAUGCCAGGACCUGGUGGACUCCAUGCCGCGUGGGUGUAAGGCUGUGCUGGCUAACAAAUGCUAUCCAACCAAGUAUUAGGCCCUAAUGAACAUAUUAAAAAGAAAAACUAAGUUCAUUCUAAGUCAAGUUUAAAUUUGUUACUAUUUUUUCAAAGCACUGCUAUUUAUAUAAAUAAAUGUGAAACAUUUGUUGAAUUGUUCAAAAUUAAAUACCUAAUGAUAUUAUAAAACAAAUUUUACCAAUAAAAUUUUUUAUCUUAGACUCGCAGGUCCCAAGAACUGCUAUUUUUAUGAACACUGUAAAUACUAGAGGCGUGGGUGCACGUGCCAAAUCGGGGUACUGAAUUUCUAAAGGAUAUUUUUUGCAUUUCAAUCAAUUUCACAUUCAUUCCUAAUGGACCCUCUUCAAAAAUCCUUUUCAAAAAGUAGAGGGUAAUAAAAGUUUACAUACUUCUAAAUACCGCUUUUUUCGAACUCCUCAUUUAAGGAGUCCAUGGAACAAAGAAAUUUAAAUGUUACAUUAUUAAUCUAUACUUCUAAAUAUUAUAUUAACGAGAAUUCAAAGAAAACUUACAAUCUUGACAUAAUGCAUGAAUUGGUUGGUUAUGUGUAGUACUUUACAAAACAUUAAUGUAAGCACAGGGGUUCUGAACUCAAAAUACCGAACAAUAAUCGCUCACCCAUUCGAGAACAAAAGAGUUAUAAAAGGAUCUGCCGCAUAUGCAGGCUGCACGUUUUGACAUUGAACACCCAAAUCUGCGCUUCAUAAUCAAAUGUAUGUGCGUGAUUUAGUGAAAUUUUAAGUGGAUUCAUCUACUUCGGCACCCCUUUCAAUUGAAAUGUGCAAUCCCUAAAAAAGUGAACAAAAAGUAGCAUAUUUCAUAUUCCAAAUGGAGUCAAAAUCGAUUACCAAUUACCAAGAGCAAGCGCAAAGCAGUUUUUUGAUUUUCAAUGCGCCCAACAUGCAUUUCAUUUACGAUUGGAAGUCCAAAAAAAAAAAAAUGCAAAGAAAUAACAUAGAAAAAUUAAGAAAAUCUAGGUUAGUGAUAAUUAUGAAGAUGCGUUCAACGUUCGUUUAGUUAUGACAAUUGAAGGUAGAGCACAAUGCGAAAAUCUAAGGGCAAUGUGGAAUUUUCAAUGUAAAUAAAGCGAAAUCAAAGCGAAAUCUCAGUCGUAAAUGUUGCAUCUAAAUCAAAUUAAGCUCUAUAUAAUGCUAUCUAUAGGAAGUACACACAAGGCCCGUAAAAAUAUAAAUAUACAGGUAUGUUGUAAUGAAAAGCACACAUGCAGAACAUUUUUUUUUGAACUAAACGUAGCAAAUGGAUAGUGAAUGAGCGAAUUUUUGUGUUUUUUUUUUUAAAGCGAAAGCUGCGAAAUUAAGGACUAGUUAUAAAAAAUAAUUAAAACCGGCAGACAUAUUACCAAAAGUAGCUAAAUAACUAUAAAAACAUAAGUAGUAAUAUAAUUUAAUUUAAGUACAGACCCCAAAGUAUGGAUAAUUGUUAGCAGAACUCAGAGUUUCAUAUACUUACAUUUUUUCUCAAAGUUAACUAUAUGGUUUUCCUAAUUUCGAUUCGAAAUGAAAUUGAAUAUGCAUAAUAAACAUCACGCAUAAUGACAAGAAGCCAAUUGUAGAGUCAUAAGCGAAAUAAUUAUAAUACUAAUAAUUAAGAGGAUAAAGAAUUUCAAAAAAAAAAUAGGCAACCGGUUCAAGUGAAAUGAAAUCAAAACCCCAGACAAAAAGACAUUCACACACCGAACAAAAGCGAGAGACUUCUUCAUUAUCGGUCCCCAUUUCUUCCUGUGUAAGCAUCUGUGUGUCUGGGCUUCUCAAAUAUUUUAAUAUUGUUAUAUGCGAAAUACAACAAAUGCAGUAUGCAUGCAUGAAACUUAGGAAGCAAACUAUAACAAUACCCAGAGGAAUACUCGUAAGAACACAACAAAUACAAAUCAAAAUCAAAAAAUCAAACUUAAGACAACACGAAAUACAGAAAAAACAAGACGAGCAACCGAAAAUGAAGAGGAAUAAUAAAAUUAAACUAAGCUUUGUUAUGCUCUACAAAAAUGUAGCACAUUCGUUGCCAUGCAAAAAGACCUUUUCUUCGAUUCUUGUUUGAUUGUAGGGCCUAAAAAGCGGAAACACAAAACACACACAAUGCAGAGGUAAAAAAUAAACAAAUAUAGAGCAAACAUACAAUAAAUGUAAUAAAUUAAAGCGCAAAAAAAAAAACAACAAAAUAUUAUAUGGCAUGCAACACAAAGUAAAAUAUUAAUAAAUGGCAAGAAACUUUCAAAC
This is a messenger RNA of Drosophila melanogaster (fruit fly), 9156 nucleotides long. RefSeq lists its product as uncharacterized. The record is from RefSeq and is marked reviewed. The transcript is spliced from 6 exons. Gene Ontology annotation, cellular component: plasma membrane. NCBI's taxonomy places the organism in Eukaryota, Metazoa, Arthropoda, Insecta, Diptera, Drosophilidae. Bases 179 to 5632 code for a protein of 1817 amino acids.